AUGGCUGGUAAUGAACGUGCGAAACGAGAUUCAACAGAUCGAAGUACUUUGAAUAAAAUAUUUAAUGAUUUAGAACGUAGUGAUAAAACAGAUAAUGAACAAUUAGAAGAUAAAGCAUUACAAGAAUUUCAAACAAAAUUUAGCAGUAAAGCUAAAUUUUCAAGUAAUGCCGAACAUAGACAAUUCUUAAAUAUUUUACGAUUUAUUAUAAAGAAAAAAAUACUUAAUGCUACAAAAAAAUUGUGUUCAGUAUCCGUAUUUUAUUGUUUACGAAUAUUAUUACGUGAUGCUGAAUAUCAACUUGUUUUUGUUCAAGAAAAUGGAAUUGCCGGUUUAAAAACUCAAAUGGAUUUAUAUUUUCAUAAUCAUUCUACAGAUCUCUGUGAUAGUAAUAAUGAAUCAGCAUAUACAGCUUGUAAAGUAUUUGGACAUAUGCUUAAUAUUCUUCUUAAACUAAUAAUGCAUACACCGGAUCAUAUCGAACGUGAAUAUGUGAUAUCAAGUGAAAUACUUGAAUCAAUAACACGUCUUUUGAAUAAUACACAAGAUUUAACAAUUUUACAAGAUAUAUUAAGAUUAUUAAUGAAUAUGAUUGAUCAAACAGAAUUAUAUGUUAAAGAAAUAGUUAAAUCAGAUACCAUUGAUUGUUUAUUACAGAUACUUUUAUAUAAAGAUCUGGAAACAAAACAACUUGCUUUACAACUUAUGGCAAACUUUCUUGGUCAUCCAGAAGGACGUGAAUGUAUUCCACGAGUACCCAAUGAUUUUCUUGAUGCUUUCACUAGUCAUUUAAGUCGUAAUAAUGUCAAAGUUCUUGAUCAUACAAUCUGGUGUUUAACUCAUUGUGCUGAAAAUGAAGACAAUCGAAGACGUAUUCGUAUAACAGGAGCCAUACCAUUAUUAUUAUCACUUCUUGAAAAUGAAAAUCGUUUUUUUGAUUUUUCACUACCAUCAGCAACUGUUAAUCAAAGACAAACUGGACAAAGCUCAAAAAGACAUACAAGAGAAGAUGCAGAGGUUAUGUCUCGUCGUGAUCAACUGUUCGAUAUGCAAUCUGCUUGUUGUACAUGUUUAGCUGAACUAUCAUUUGAUUAUACUAAUAGUCAAACAAUUAUUGAACGAAAUGGAAUUUAUAUCUUAGCCGUACUUCUUUUUCCUGAAAAUGAUGAUUUUCAACGAUUAGAAAAAUUCAAUCAUCUUCAACGUAAUGUAUUUCGAACAUUAAGAUAUUUAUUUUCAUUAAAUAAAAAUCGUGAUCAAUAUCGAAGAUUGUUUCCAGCAUCAAUAUUUGAAUUAUUUGUUGGUCUUGGUAAUUUUCAACGUGAUUUAAAUGCAUAUAAAAUAAUAACUGAUGCAUGGAAUACAAUUCAUAUUGAUGAAUUAACAAAAAUUAAACUUGAACGUCUUCAAUCACUCAAUCCAAAACAAGAACCAACAAGAUAUAUACGUGAUUAUGGUGUUUAUGAAUGUCUCGGUUCAGGAGCAUUUGGUUCAGUUUAUCGUGUAGCUAGACGUGGAACAUCAACAAUGUGUGCACUUAAAGAAAUUGAUAAUCGUUCCUUACGAACUGAUAGUGAUCGUAGUAUAGGACAAAAAAUAAAUGAAGUCAGAAUAAUUCGUGAAGAACUUCGUCAUCCAAAUAUUGUUAGUUAUUAUCGAAUAUUUGCUGAAAAUGAUAAAUUAUAUAUUGUUAUGGAAUUAAUAGCUGGAUCAUCUUUACAAGAUUAUUUAUCAUUAUUAAAAGAAACAAAUAGAAAAAUGAUCGAAGAAAAUAUUUGGAAAGUUUUAAUACAACUGAUACUUGCAUUAAGAUAUUUACAUAAAGAAAAAGGAAUUGUUCAUCGUGAUUUAACCGCUAAUAAUAUUAUGUUAGAUGAUGAAUAUAGAGUUAAAAUUACUGAUUUUGGUUUGGCUAAAUUACGUGAUAAUGAUUGUAGUAAAAUGACAUCGGUUGUUGGUACAUUAUAUUAUGCUUGUCCAGAAAUUGUUCAACAUAUGCCAUAUAACGAAAAAGCUGAUAUUUGGAGUUUAGGUUGUGUACUUUAUCAUAUGUCUACAUUAGUUCCACCAUUUUAUACAUCAAAUAUUCUUCAACUUGCUGGUAAAAUUUGUGCAAGUGAUUAUGAUCAAACACCAUUAAAACAUUAUUCUGAUCG
Molecule: messenger RNA, 2156 nt
Organism: Adineta steineri
Lineage: Eukaryota; Metazoa; Rotifera; Eurotatoria; Adinetida; Adinetidae
Source: the annotation of a GenBank genome assembly